AUGUACCCUGAUUUGUUCCUGAAUCUUAAUCAUUUUUCUGUUCAUGCUGCAAAUGCCAAGUAUCAAGAGGGUGAAGACACCAAAAUCCUGCCUGUUCAUUAUUCUGAUAACUACUUCUCGCUGGUUCCGGGUGAGCAAAUGAGGAUCAAAUUGUCGUUCGAGGUUCCUCCAGGGGUCACUCCAAGGGUGACUCUUCAUGGCUGGAAUUACCCUGGUGGCCAUGCAGUUCAUCAUUGA
Molecule: messenger RNA, 237 nt
Organism: Linum trigynum
Lineage: Eukaryota; Viridiplantae; Streptophyta; Magnoliopsida; Malpighiales; Linaceae
Source: the annotation of a GenBank genome assembly